Molecule: messenger RNA, 5416 nt
Organism: Toxorhynchites rutilus septentrionalis
Lineage: Eukaryota; Metazoa; Arthropoda; Insecta; Diptera; Culicidae
Exons: 3
Coding region: 158-5416 (1752 amino acids)
Source: RefSeq, a predicted model, not a curated record
UUCAGAUCCAGGUAGCGAGUACAUGAAACCCACUAAACGAGAAUUUUAACCGUUCCCCGAGCGGUUCUCAAAUAUACGCGUUAAAUUUCCGGAAGUCGUUUCAUUUCGUUGCGAAAGCAACAGUUUUUAAAAUUCUCGUUUACCGGAUCGAUUGGAGAUGUCACGAAGAGAUCGAUCAAGAGAUGCAGCACAGGGAAACGGUCUGCAGCAGUCCUGCCCGCUCUGCCACUUGCCAGAUUCCGACGAAAUGGUCAGCUGUGACGACUGUGAGCGUUGGUAUCACUUCGGCUGCGUCGGAGUGAACGAAGAUGUAGCCAAUCAUGAUUGGAGCUGCCAGGAAUGCAUCAAUGCCAGAGUUCCUGCUCCACAAUCGCCGCAUCCGAGAGCUUCCACAGAUGAGCCAUUACCACACCUUCAGUCAGCAUUACCAGCCCCUCGUCAUCCCACGCCACCAACGUCGAUCAUGCCAGUGCCUUCACCACGUCUUCACACUCCACGAACGUCAAAUUUACCACCCACUCCACGCCCACGCACUCCACCAGCUUCGAGUAUGCAACGUGUUGUGCCACCAGUUGCCAGAGAGGUAGCGGUCGAUCCCGAUUUGCUGAACAAGCUUCCUGAUGAGCUUCGUAUCCAGUUGUUAAAAGAAGAAGAAGCCAUCGAGCGAAAGUUUCUGUUACGUAGGUACCAGCUUUUGCUAGAAUCAUCAGUGCAUACAGUUCCAACUGUUCAGGGAACCGACAAUAGAAUAGGUUUAGCGAGUAAUAAUGUUAGAGAUCCUCCUGUUUCUCAUUCGUCACCAAUGAAUGGUCACCGCCGCGAUAUUUUACCGUUUGUUUCAUCUAUGGGGCGAGAGCGUAAUGAGGCAAAUUUCGUUCCACAUUUAAGAGAACAACUAACGUAUAUUCCACCAUCAAUCAAUAAUUGUACUAAUUUCUCGGCGAUUGAUCCUCCUCGAACAAACCAACGGUCGUAUAUUCCGACAUCUAAUCCACCACCAGCCUUUCACCGACCGAAUGCAACGUGCUUUCCGCCGCCUCGUGUCGAUCUGCCUCCGCAUAUUCCGUCAUCCUCUAUACCGAAUAAUUAUAUGCGCCCGAAUGCAUCCGCAUUUGCACCAUAUGCUGGCCCUCCGCGUCAUACUGCUCAAGGAUAUUACCCGUUCGAUUCUCACGACAUUCCCUCCGCCAUAGGAGGAACGGCGCUGCUAAAUAGAACCCAAAUCGCCGCACGUCAUGCAGUCGCUAGGGACUUACCAAUAUUCAGCGGUGAGCCGGAAGAGUGGCCGCUGUUUUUCGCUACGUAUGAGAACACAACGAACCUGUGUGGAUUUUCGCCCGAGGAGAAUAUGGCCCGUCUACAGAAAUGUCUAAGAGGCAAAGCCUUAGAAGCGGUUAAAUGUCAGCUGUUACAUCCAACUAAUGUGGAACAGGUUCUCUCCACCUUGAGAAUGCUUUUCGGUCGUCCUGAAAUUAUUGUUCAUUCGUUACUCCAGAAGAUAAGUGGUAUUCCAGCACCCAAAGCGGAGCGGCUGGCUACACUUGUCGAUUUUGCGCUAGCCGUUCGCAAUAUGGUAGCUACCGUGAAAGCCUGUGAGUUAGAGGAGCAUCUUUGUAAUUUAACUCUUUUGCACAAUCUGGUUGAACGUCUCCCCCCAAUGAUUCGUUUAAACUGGGCGACCCAUCGUCAGUCUCUACAAUUGGUAACGUUAUCCGACUUUAGCGAUUGGUUGUAUAAGUUGGCAGAAGCAGCAAGUAUGGUAACGAUGCCACCGUUCUCGGCACCCAUCGACAACAAAGUUCGCCGUGGAAGGAAGGAUGAUGGAUACUUGAAUGCGCAUAUCGAAUCAGUUCCUAAAUCCAAACAAUAUGAAGUAACAAGAAAUCGAUGUAUCAUCUGCAAUGGUAGUUGUGGGGAUGUAGAAACAUGUAAGCGUUUCCUUUCGAUGAAUUUAUCUGCCCGUUGGGAUGCACUCCGGGAACACAAAUUAUGUCGUAGUUGUCUGGGGAGUCAUCGUGGUCCAUGUAAAACCGGAAAGUCAUGUGGGAAGAAUGGCUGCGAGUACAAGCACCAUCAGCUUAUGCAUAACGAUGCCAAGAAUAAGUCGAUACCAUCAACCUCGUCGCAUUUUAAAGGGAGAACUCAAGUUCCACAAGACGCUGUUGCUGGUCGUUCCCAGGAUACUAAUUCAUGUAACACUCAUCGUGAAGGAUGCGAAGCUGUUAUAUUCCAGUACGUUCCUGUUACGUUGUACAACAACAAUGUCGAGUUGCGCACAUAUGCCUUUUUAGACAGUGGAUCCUCUCUCACACUGAUGGAGGAAGGUUUGGCAAAGGAGCUGAAUUUGGAAGGCGAAAAGCACCCAUUAUGUUUACGCUGGACGGCUGACACUUGUCGGUACGAGAAUAAUGCUAUGCGUGUUUCCUUCGACAUUUCCGGUACGCGCGGUGGAAGUCCCAAAUGCAAUUUGACGGAUGUCUACACCGUUAAGGAACUGAAGCUUCCGUCACAAUCUCUGUCCGUUCACGAGCUCUCCCAAAAGUAUUCUCAUCUUGAUGGGUUGCCGAUAGAAUCCUACAAAAACAUCCAACCUAAGUUACUGAUUGGCAUUAACAAUUUACGUGUUGUACAUUCAUUGGAGAGUCGUGAAGGGGAGUCAAAUGAACCCGUAGCAAUAAAGACACGCCUUGGAUGGACGAUUUAUGGGAUGUGCUCGUUCAAAGAUGGCCAGGUGUCGAAAAUUACUCCAUAUAACUAUCAUAUCUGCUUCCACUCUUAUGAAUCGGAUGAAAUGUUGCACGAGACGGUCAAACAAUUCUUUGCUCUCGACAGUUUGGGAAUAUGCGCCCCACAGAACCACCUUCAUUCCAAGGAGGACGAACGAGCUUUGGAGAAACUGCGUGAUGUUACAACUUUGAAGAACGGGCGCUAUCAAGUGGGCUUGCUCUGGAAAUAUGACAACGUACGAUUACCCAACAACCACUCCAUGGUGUUGAGACGCCAUCGUUGCUUGACGAAAAGAAUGGAACGCGAGCCCGAAUUAGCAGGGACAUUGCGGUCAAAAAUGGCGGACUACGAGCGAAAGGGCUAUAUCCGUAAGCUCACAUCUGAAGAGAGCCGAAGGACCGGAGAUCGGACAUGGUACCUGCCGAUAUUCCCGGUAUUUAAUCCCAACAAACCUGGGAAAGUUCGCAUUGUCUUCGAUGCGGCCGCCUCCUUCGGAGGUGUAUCUCUGAAUUCUGUUCUGAUGAAAGGCCCAGAUCAGCUGAAUGAUCUGCCGCCCGUGCUGUAUAAGUUCCGAGAGCGUUUGAUAGGUCUAGGAGGCGACGUGGCGGAGAUGUUUCAUCAGCUGAGAACAAAUUCUGAAGAUGAAGAUAGUCAGCGUAUCGUGUGGUGUGCCAAUGAACACACAAUGGAGCCAUGCGACUUUGUUAUGCAGGUCGUGACUUUCGGUGCUACGUGCUCACCCAGCACGGCACUGUUCGUGUUAAACGAAAACGCAACUCGGUUUGCCAGCAAGUAUCCCGCCGCCGUCGACGCCAUCCGCCACCGGCACUAUGUUGAUGACAUGCUGACAAGCGUGGACACGGAGGAGCAAGCGAUCAAAUUGGCGAACGAGGUCCGAUACGUCCAUCAGCAGGGCGGAUUUCACAUGAGGAACUGGGUCUCUAAUUCACAGGCCGUGUUGAAAGGCUUAGGCGAGACCUCAAAGCAAGAAAAAUCGAUGGAAAGCGAGCUGAGCUCCGAUCUAGCAUUGGAGAAGGUUCUCGGCAUGUGGUGGAGCACUACGACGGAUGUUUUCCGAUAUAAGCUUUGCGCAGAUCGCAACAGGGAGCUUCUGAACGGAACCAAAAACCCAACCAAACGGGACAUGCUCCGUACGCUGAUGGCCAUCUACGAUCCUUUGGGUUUAAUAGCGCACUAUCUAAUGUACCUAAAGGUUCUCUUACAAGAGGUCUGGAGAGCAAAAACAGGAUGGGACGAUGAAAUCGAAGAAAAGCAGCUUGUAAAAUGGCGUACAUGGUUGCGCAUCUUGCCGGAACUCGAGUCCGUGGAAAUUCCCCGUUGUUACUAUCGGGCAGAGUCAAAUAUUGACGAAGCGAGGAUUGAGCUUCACACGUUCGUCGAUGCUAGUGAGAUUGGGUACGCAGCAGUCUCCUACUUCCGUUUCAGAACGAACGGAAACAUUCACUGUGCGCUCGUCGGAAGCAAGACCCGAGUGGCACCUCUCAAGUUCGUCUCCAUUCCCCGCUUGGAGCUCCAAGCGGCGGUUAUCGGAGCACGCUUGGCUAACAGUAUCAUGGCGGGCCAUUCUAUAAAGAUCGAACGUCGGUAUUUUUGGACAGACGCUCGAGACGUUAUUUGCUGGCUUCAAUCAGAUCACCGGCGGUAUUCAAAUUUCGUAGCAUUUCGCGUGGGGGAAAUCUUGGAAGCGACAGAUAUUUCAGAGUGGAGAUGGCUGGGUACAAAGGUGAACGUGGCCGACGAUGGCACGAAAUGGAAGAAUAAACCGGAUCUUUCGUCAACCAGUCGUUGGUUCAAUGGACCUCCGUUCUUAUGGGAACACGAAGGCGAGUGGCCGAAAUCGUCGCUGAAUGGUAUAGAAACCGUCGAGGAAAUUCGUUCGAGCAUGUUACACCAUACCGUAGGAAGGGUGCGCACCAUUCUACUACCGCAGAAUUUCUCUUCCUGGAACCGUCUGCGACGUGUUACAGCCUUUGUUCAACGUUUCGUCGAUAACAUUCGGUUGAAAAAAGGUGGCCAACAGUCGAAAAUCGGACCACUGACACGAGAGGAACUGUUCGAAGCGGAGGUGCUCCACAUAAAGCGAGCGCAGGAGGAUGGCUUUGCAAACGAACUCGUAAUCCUUGCAGUAGCAGAUCGUCGCCUCGAUAAGAAGAGUAGUCUAUACAAAGUAAAUCCGUUCGUCGACGAACAGGGUGUGAUGCGGAUUCGCAGCCGGUUGGGUGAAUGUGACUUCUUGGAGGAGAACAACAGGUAUCCUAUCGUGCUCCCUCGGGAUCAUCCUGUCACGUUGCUAGUCGUGCAUGAUGUUCACUUACGAUAUCACCAUCAAUGUCACGAAACAUGCGUGAACGAAGUGCGCAAAAGAUUCCACAUUCCACGAGUUCGAGCUGUUUACCAUCGGGUUAGACGGGCGUGCCAGUUUUGUAAGCUGCAGAGCGCCACUCCUGCACCACCGGCGAUGGCUCCUCUUCCGAAGGCUAGGUUGGCUGCAUUUGUACGCCCGUUUUCUUAUGUUGGCGUCGACUUCUUCGGACCAUUCCUUGUAUGCGUUGGUCGUCAUCAUGAAAAAAGACGGGUGGAUCACAGAUUGAAUGAGUACGAAAAUCGGGGCAUGUUACUAGAUGAGCAAACAGUAGCCCGCAAAGAACAUGUGGAGAAUAAGGAGUAA